Messenger RNA from Fusarium falciforme, 1356 nucleotides. RefSeq lists its product as hypothetical. NCBI's taxonomy places the organism in Eukaryota, Fungi, Ascomycota, Sordariomycetes, Hypocreales, Nectriaceae. The coding region runs from base 1 to 1356 and encodes 451 amino acids. The transcript has a single exon. Gene Ontology annotation, cellular component: fungal-type vacuole membrane. Gene Ontology annotation, biological process: transmembrane transport. The record is from RefSeq and is a predicted model, not a curated record. Gene Ontology annotation, molecular function: transmembrane transporter activity.
AUGGCAUCCCAACGAGGCGAUAUGCCAUCCGAGCAGCAACCUGAGAAAGGCAGAGGAAUCUUUCGUUAUUGGAACCUCACCGCUUCAAGCCAGCCACCUUCAGAUGGCGGACUUGUCGCUUGGCUCCAGGUCCUGGGCUCCUUUCUCAUCAAUUUCAACAACUUUGGCCUUGCAAACAGCUUUGGCGUAUUCCAGACAUACUACGAGACCACUCUUCUUCGACAGCAUUCCUCUUCCUCGAUAUCCUGGAUUGGAACACUUCAACUGUCCUUGAUUCUCAUCAUCGGCGUCGUUUCGGGCCCCUUGUUUGAUCAAGGACAUUUCUACCCCAUCCUAAUCGCUUCGUCUCUGAUGCUUGUUUUUGCUCUCAUGAUGUUGAGUCUGGCGACACAAUACUACCAAGUCAUGUUGACAUGGGGAGUGCUCGGGGGCAUAUGUAUGGGACUCUUGUACAUCCCCAGCGUUGCCAUGAUUCCUCUGUACUUCACCUCUCACCGUGGUCUCGCCCUUGGCUGUGCGACUGCUGGUGGGUCUUUUGGUGGUGUCAUCUAUCCUGUCGUUGUCCGUGGCUUGCUCAAUACUGGUGGUUUUGCCUGGGCUUGCCGAACAAUGGGAUUCAUCGCUCUCUUCACCCUCAGCGUCGCCGUCGUUAUCAUCAAACCGAGCGUUCAGGCUGUCAAAAAGCCAACAAGGCAGCUGUUCGACAAAUCUAUCAUCAAGGACCGGGCUUUCACUGUCUUUGUCUUGGCCUCUUUCUUUAUGUGGCUAGGCUUCCUCGUACCUUAUAUCCUUACGCCUACAUUCGGCCUGGUGGGACUCGAUCAUCCCGUACCUGAGGACCUUGCGUAUUAUAUGCUGGUUGUCCCGAAUGCCACCCAAGCCCUUGAAAGGAUUAUACCUGCAACGAUGGUGGAUCAGAAGCUCCUUUCCGCCGAAACUAUUCUGUUGUUCAACUCAGUGGUGGCUGGAACCCUGCCACUCUGCUGGAUCGCUGUCCAUAACCUCGGCGGAUUUGCUGCUUUUCUCGUUCUCUACGGAUUCUUUUCUGGCGCUGUGACUACAUUGCCAGCGUUCAUCAUUCCAUAUCUCAGCCCGUCUUUAGCCGUCAUUGGUACUCAAAUGGGAAUAGUGUACGGCGCAGCAGGCUUCGGUGCUCUGAUCGGGACUCCCAUUGCUUUGGCGAUAGAUACUCAUAGCCGUCCCUUUUUGGGUGCGCAGUUGUGGAAUGGGCUUACAAUUCUUUUCGCUUCAUGCCUUUGUGUGUACCCUCUACAUGAAGCAAGGAAGCGACGAUUUGCAAUUGAGAGAAAGGCUGAAGCAAAGUCUGAAGCCCAGUCUGAAGCUAUAAACAAGUAA